AUGGGGCUCCUGGGCCGCCGAACCCCAAGACCGCCCGAGAGCUUGGGAUUUCGUUAUCCCCGCGUCCUGUCGUCCAGGCCUGUAACUCCCGGGGCUCCGGCCUGGUGGACGCCGUCCUGCGCGGUCUUCCUACCUCCCGGCGGCAUGCUGCGUUUCGGGGCGGCCGCCGGGGACUUCCUGACAGCUCUCUCCAUGGACGGAGGAGACCGCAGCGAGGGGCCUGCAGCCAGCCCCGCGGGACAGGCGAAGACCGACGCUCGUAAGAAGGAUGACGUGCUUCUUCUGGCUGAUGAGACGUUUGACUUUGACCUCUCCUUGUCUUCUUCAAGUGCGAAUGAAGAUGAUGAAGUCUUCUUUGGACCUGCUGGGCAUGAAGACAGACGCGUUGCUGCCAGCGUGGAGUUAAAUAACCCAAUUCCCGAAGAACCUCUUUUAGCAGCGUGUGGAAGUCGCUUUCCCUGGAGUCCUCUCACAGGGGAGAAGUUUGCGGAAGUCUAUAAAGAAGCUCAUUUGCUGGCUCUACAGAUCGAAGGCAACAGCAAAAACAAGGCCACCGACGCCAAGAAGCCCGGAGGCCCUGGAGACCAGGACGUGGAAAUAUUUGUGCAGGAAUCAAAAUUGAAAGCGAACAUUUUUGAGAAAGGAAGUGAAAUGAAGAAGAGCCCCACAUCACUUAAGAGGGAGACGUACUACCUGUCGGAGAGCCCCCUGACGGGCCCGCCAUGCUCAGGGCUUCAGCCCCCCUCAGGCCUGGCCCUGCACCCUGGCCCUGCCGAGGCCGGCCUCCCCCGGACACGGGAGCCCCAUCCCUCUUCUCGUUCUUCUUUGGCAGUGGAGCCAAGCGCCGUUCACCCUCCAAGUCAGGCAGUAACACAGAAAAAGAUCGUAAGCAGAUUGCAGCAGCCCCGAGCUUCAUCUGUCAGAGGAAAAAGCAUUCUCUCAGCUGUGGAGAAGCCUAAGAAAGAGAUUCCGGCUAGUCCUUGCAGGACGAAGCUCCUGAAUGAUAAGGAGUCCCACAGAGAAGUGCUCCCUGAGAAGUCCAGAGUGGCUGUGGAUGCUGUCACUGUGCCAGCUGGCGGAAGCCACUUGGUGCCGGGCAAGAGAGUGCGGCCCGUGCCGAACAAGUUGGGGCUAAGGAGGACCCUGUUGAAACCCCCCGGUCGCACUGGCAGUCUUGCAAGAAAGAGCUCGUCCUCGGGGUCAGUUUCGGGCGUGACUUCCCGUAUGGGCACUUCUUCGGCAGGAGGCCAAGCUCAAUCAGGUGAACUAGUAAGUGUUCCUGCAGACGGUUCCCGGGCUGUGUCCAACAGGACUCUGAGCAGACUCGGACCCCCCACCCAGCAGCAGCCUUGGCGGUCAGGCCCUGCAGAUGCAUCCUGCGAGCACACAAAGUUGGCAGACGUUGCCGAGUUCACAGCAGAGCAGCCCGAGAGGCCCAGCACAGCUUCCUUCACGCAGCCGCAGACUCCAGACAAUGCAGGCCUGAGGCUGGACUGCACUUUCAGUUUGCCAAGAUCUUCUCAACUGAAUACAACUGGAAGUACAAGAAGGCGAGAUUCCUACCGAAAUUCGAAGACAAAGAUUGUACCUACCCCUACAAAUCAAUUCAAAAUUCCUAAGUUUUCUACUGGUGAAUCCCCGUUCAGCGCAACCCCGCAGCACCCUAGGGAACAGAGGCCACAAUCGUGUGCGUCAGCUGGGAGGGUUGUCCACAGCACUCCCGUCAGACACUGGUCCGGGCCAACCUCCCAAAGCCUUCUCCCCAGUGCGAGGACCCCCGUGAGUACAAAACGCCUGCUGGCCGUGCCCACCCCUGCCAGUCACCGCCUCUCUGGCCUCCCGCUAAUGACACUGCGGACCAUGCCCCGGGCUCUGGCUUCUCCCUGGUGUGCGUCUGCUCGGCGACUUUCUUCUGAGCCCAAGAAGAGAUCUGGAGCAAGAAACCAGCCAACCACCGAGAGCAGCACAAAGGGUACUUCUAGGCCUUCGGACCCAUCAUCUGACAGUUUUUCUCCCCCGUCUGCUGUGCCCCAGGCGCUUAACUUUUCUCCAGAAAAAAGAGAUUUUACUUUCUCAAAAAAUAUCACAGAAGCAACUCUGACUGAAGCAAAGACAACCGGAAACACACCCCUGAAUGAGGCUCUUCUUGUAGAUACCCAGCUGAAUCAGCUUACCAUUGCCCCGAAGGCUGAGAGCGGGCCCCUCGCUGACCCCCUGCUCAUCGACUUUUGCAAUACCCCAGAAGCCAAUGGAGGCCAGCUUCUGCUGAAACCCUCAGUGGCUUUGGAAUCGGAAAGUAAACCUCUGAUCGACCUAAUGAUAAACACUCCAGACAUGAAUAAAGAUGUUGCACUGAAGCCUUUGCAAGUAGUGGGCCAGCUGAUAGACCUGGCGUCUCCUCUCAUCCAGCUGAGCCCAGCCGCCGACAAGGAGAACGUGGACUCCCCACUCCUUAAAUUCUGAGCAGAGGAGAACCUUCCCCGUUACUCUUAGUUAAUAGAACUGUUCCUCCUAAUGUGGUUUUCAACCCUUAGAAAUGAAUUUUGAGAGAAAUUGUAUUUUUAAAAAAUAAAAAACCAAGUGAGCUCAUUGUGCCUGGAGGCUAUGGGCUGAGGGACUCGGGGCUGUCUGCUGACAGGGUUUCUCUGCCCUUCUCACUGUGGUUACACGGGGCCAAGUCGCUAUACUUUGAGAAUGUUGUCUUCAAUCUUUUGUAUGUAAAAUGGCAAGUGGCUAUUUUUAAAAUUAAGUUUGUGUGAAAAGUUAAA
Messenger RNA from Trichechus manatus latirostris (Florida manatee), 2768 nucleotides. RefSeq names its product G2 and S-phase expressed 1 (gene GTSE1). Gene Ontology annotation, cellular component: cytoplasmic microtubule; microtubule cytoskeleton. The transcript has 12 exons. Bases 1 to 2463 code for a protein of 820 amino acids. Gene Ontology annotation, molecular function: microtubule binding. NCBI's taxonomy places the organism in Eukaryota, Metazoa, Chordata, Mammalia, Sirenia, Trichechidae. The record is from RefSeq and is a predicted model, not a curated record.